CUCCAUCUUGUGCGCCGACAACUCAACGAUCAACCUCCCGCGGAGACUGUGUCUCGCAGGGUAGCCGCUGGAUCAUUACCACAGCGGACCUACCGACGGGCCCCUUCCCAUCCGCGACCCCGAAUCCCACUGCUACACUCGCGAACAGCAUACCACCCCCCGGCGCGCCGACGCGCUUCACAGGUGGGCCCGACCGCGCCCGCCCGCGGCCAUGGCGGGCGACGACUACACGGUGGCCGGUGGCGGCGGCCUGCGACUCAAGGGGGCCAAGGUGAAGAAGCACAAGAAGAAGAGCAAAGACAAGUCGGCCGCGGCGGACAGGCUUGACAAGGCGCUGUCGUCUGGAGACGCCGCCGCCGCCGCCGCCGCCGCAGACGACGAUGAGGCCGCCAAGGCGCUCGUGGUGGGCUCCGCCGGGAAGGAGAGCAGUAGAAAAGACGGGGGCGAGGAGGACGAUGACGGCGCGCAGCCGGUGCAGUACAAGACGGAGGCUCAGCGCCGGUUCGAGGAGGCCAAGAGGAAAAAGCUUCUGGAGAUGGCCGAAUCGGCCGCCGCGCGCCCGGAGCUGCUAAAGACGCACAAGGAACGGGUCGAGCAGCUGAACACGUACCUGUCCAAGCUCAGCGAGCACCACGAUAUGCCCAAGAUUGGACCCGGCUAAAAACUUGAUUGGCCGCUGCUGCGGCAGUCGCGUCGCAUGCGCUGGGGAAAUGGCGUUCAGGGGUCUUUACGGGAGCGCCCAUCUUGUUGAUAAUUACUGCUUCAUGCUAUUCACGCCUGCUGAUAUUAUUUUUUCUUGAAUCUUUAUGAUAUCGGUUUACACAGCAGGCUUCUACUAUAAUUCUCCAAGUCUGCCCCGCAGCUCGACUACAUCCUGAUCAGUGAUUGAAUCCAUC
Gaeumannomyces tritici R3-111a-1 is the source of this 896-nucleotide messenger RNA. RefSeq lists its product as hypothetical. The record is from RefSeq and is a predicted model, not a curated record. NCBI's taxonomy places the organism in Eukaryota, Fungi, Ascomycota, Sordariomycetes, Magnaporthales, Magnaporthaceae. The transcript has 2 exons. Gene Ontology annotation, cellular component: nucleolus. The coding region runs from base 212 to 661 and encodes 149 amino acids.